AGACUUUAUGCGCAUGCGCAAUAGUUUCGUGACAGAUCCUAGGAGUUGAGGAAAGAGCCAUGUUAGAAGACAGUUUACUGAUAGUGUUCGUAUCUUUCUGUACUGCUUUCCUCUCUGAAGGGAUACUGUACUUGUUGGUGUACAGAACUGAGCACUACAAUCGCCUCAAGACCGAAGUAGAGAGAAGAAGCAAAAAGCUGGAGCGGCAGAGAGAAAACUACCAACCAGGCCAGCAACCUGGACAGAAGAAGAAGCUAGAGAAGAAAGAGGAGAUGUUGAAGAGUGCCAGUCGUGACCUAACAAUGGUGAAGAUGAAGAGCAUGAUGGCAAUUGGUUUCACUUUCACAGCUCUCCUUGGAAUGUUCAACACGCUAUUCGAUGGACACGUGGUGGCCAAACUCCCCUUCACUCCGUUCUCAAUCCUCCAGAACCUGUCCCACCGCAACCUGAUGGGCAGCGACCCGACCGCCUGCUCCUUCAUCUUCCUCUACAUACUCUGCACCAUGUCCAUCAGAGAAAAUGUACAGAAGUUGCUUGGUUUUGGUUUGUCAAGAGGAGCCAGUAAAGCUGGAGGAGGAUUCUUUGGACCAACCAGCUCGAAAUGAUCAAACUUCGCAGCUAUUAGCAUUAGGGGAAAUUAUCAUUAUGCCAAAGUAUUGUGUGUGUCAGCGUGGUGUGGUUGUAUAUAAUGUGUUUAGAUUAGCAGUUGUUGUUGGUGCUGCAGAGCUAGGCUCAUGUCUGGGUCAGAUUUGACUGCUUCCACGAACUGCUCCUGAUUCACUCCAUCGCCAUCAGUAGAGCCACCAUUCUAAACCAGCAAUGCAUUCUCACAUAGUGUAGCUCUAUUAUUAUAGAUCAUGCUCUGUAUAUUAUAUACUGACCUGAUUGAGGACUUUGCAAAUUUCCUUCACUCUUGUUGAUGCUGCUACUGACAGUUCAUCUGGGGUUCCUCUCUCCCCACGUGUCACCUUUCCUUCAUCCUCAUCUGUCAUCUCCUGGAUCAAGAGUGGACCCACCAUCUUGUGCAUUGCCUCCAUUGCCCUCUCCACAUCCUCUCUCUCCACACUCCCGUCCCCAUCACUGUCAUACAGUCUGAACAACAAUGCCAGUCUCUCUUCAGUAGAGCCUCUAGUUGCAGCAGAGAGUGCCGUGAUAAACUGGGGGAACCCCACAA
Messenger RNA from Geodia barretti, 1174 nucleotides. The record is from the annotation of a GenBank genome assembly. NCBI's taxonomy places the organism in Eukaryota, Metazoa, Porifera, Demospongiae, Tetractinellida, Geodiidae.